AUGGCUGUGCAGGAAGGAGUUCUGGGGGCUGUAAUUGGGACGACACAAGGAAAUAGAAGCUCACAGGCUGAGUGGACAGAUUGUAUUGGGACAGGAGGUGGGCUUAUUGUGGGCAGUGAGCAAGCAUCACAACCUCCUUCCUGUUCAGACAGCACGACUAUUUAUCAGAGCUUUCUGUGCCGUAGAGAAUUCCGGUCUUCCAGCUCUCUUCAUUUGUUUGAGAGGACUUCCACAAAACAUCAGCAGAUUGCAAGUUCAAGUUCAAAUAAAAUAGCUAGCUUGAGGAACCGGCUGACUGACUGCGUUGCAGUGGGCGUGCAGGAGGAAGUAAUCCUCAGAGCUGCUACCAGAAUCCUAGGGGCACCGGGGAGCCAAGCGGCGCAGGGCCCCCUUCUGCAAAGGGCCUGCCUGGGGAGAGAGGAACCCAGAGAAAUAAUGGCGUGCCUCAGGCUGCCAGGAGGCACAGGGGAAGCCAUCAAAGGAAGCAAGUGUGUGGAAGGGAUCAGAAUCAGUGCUCCCCUCAGCACUCUUGCUUCAUCCGUUGCAGCCAAGGCUCUCCCCGCUGCCCAGGCGGCUCUGGGGCUCCCCCCUGGCUUCCCCACCUCCAGUAUCAGUGUCCAUACGCUGCUCACAACCCAAGCAGGAAUGUUUGAUCACCAGCAGCUAGCCUUUCUCAGGUUGGCUUCUGGAAGACUCAUCAAGUUCCUGAUUUUUGAGCUUCUUGAGUUUGUUGCUUUCGCCACUCCCACGCUGGUGAUCAUGGAACAGUUUGCCACUGCCUAUCAAAAGAAAGCGGGUAGCGCCGGGAAAACGCAUUAUUGGCUGAUUGUUUCCUGUUCCAUUGCCUAUGUGGCUUCUGUGACUCUACUGGUAUGGGUUCCCGUUAAAGUUCUCUUACACAAGAAGUAUCGCCUUUACAAAAAAAUUAAAGGAUGGAGACCUGUUAUGAUGAUGUGUGUUAUACUCACCACACUUCCCAGCUUCAGCUUUUCUAUCGCAGUGACCGAGGUUCAAAAAAAUAGUAAUGGUUCGACGGAUGGCUUUCCUGAGAAGUUACCUGAUCUGCCAGUUUCUCUGGUUCUGACUUCCUUGGUUGUGGUUGAUAUUAUUGAAAAAAUCAGGAUAUAUCCUCUUACAGGACGGCUAAAGAGUGACGACAAUAGGCAUCUCCAUACUUUGCAGCAAAUAAAAACUGUGACCGACCAAGUGAAGCAAAAUGAAGAAAGCACUUCCCCUCCGCAGCUGGCCAGGAGGACCGAGGCAUCACUGCCACCGUCAGCGAGGACACAGAACCCCUCUCCAGUUCUGGCGAGACCCCAAGAGCCCUCUUUUCACUCAGGAAUCCUGGAAGCAAUGUCCCGGCAGGAUGACCGUGCCCAGAUCUUCCUGUGGAGCUUUCUGCUGUGGUCUGACACCAUAGAAAUGGUACGCGUGGCUGGCCACGCCGACGUGUACAAGUCAGGCUGGCUAUACCCAGUCUACAUAUUCAGUUUUAUUUCUCUCCUUCGAAUUAUAUUAACUCCUCAGAACCCUCUUCUGAAUUCCCUGGGCAUCCUUCUCCAGGAUUUACCCUUUAUUUUUGUUAGACUUAGUUUGGUCAUUGCCCUGGGAACUAUCACACCUGUAUUGGGCCUUUGUAAAAACAUCCUAGUGACUGUAUCUUAUGUGUACUUCAAUUACUUAACCAAAUUCAGGGCUUUCUCUACCUUCGAAACAUCUUCAUUUUAAAGAGAAAAUGUAAUAUAGUCAAACCUCUACAUUAUGCGUGUGUACACAUUUGUAAUUUUUUCUUUCUGGGGCCGAAGUUUUUGUACUAUAUAAAGAAAUGAGGAAUACAUUGUAGAGAAUACACUUUUUUUU
Molecule: messenger RNA, 1860 nt
Organism: Lontra canadensis (Northern American river otter)
Lineage: Eukaryota; Metazoa; Chordata; Mammalia; Carnivora; Mustelidae
Gene: TMEM236
Product: transmembrane protein 236
Exons: 7
Coding region: 1-1728 (575 amino acids)
Source: RefSeq, a predicted model, not a curated record